GGUUUCGGCUUUGUUACGAUGCAGUGUUCUGAAGACGCCGAAAAGGCGCGGUCGAGUCUUAACGGUUCGAUCAUCGAGGGACGCAAAGUUGAGAUCGUCAGCCGGCGUGUGUACUGCAGCAAAUUGGACGACGACUACCGGUUGGCAGCGGCGGUUCUUCUGAUCCGCUGUGUUGGUCUGGUGAUCCUCAUCUACGUGUCGUCACGCCUCAUUUCGUGGUGGUGGUGGUGGUGGUCUUCGACUCCUCUCUCGCCUCCGUCGCUAUUUAGGUGA
This is a messenger RNA of Soboliphyme baturini, 273 nucleotides long. The record is from the annotation of a GenBank genome assembly. NCBI's taxonomy places the organism in Eukaryota, Metazoa, Nematoda, Enoplea, Dioctophymatida, Soboliphymatidae.